Messenger RNA from Schistocerca piceifrons (Central American locust), 918 nucleotides. RefSeq names its product odorant receptor Or2-like. Bases 1 to 918 code for a protein of 305 amino acids. Gene Ontology annotation, molecular function: olfactory receptor activity; odorant binding. Gene Ontology annotation, cellular component: plasma membrane. Gene Ontology annotation, biological process: sensory perception of smell; detection of chemical stimulus involved in sensory perception of smell. The record is from RefSeq and is a predicted model, not a curated record. NCBI's taxonomy places the organism in Eukaryota, Metazoa, Arthropoda, Insecta, Orthoptera, Acrididae. The transcript has 5 exons.
AUGGCUGGUCUCAUAGCGGUACAGGACGAAGAUAGCUCCAAGGAUCCUGCGCUGGCGGCAAUCCUGCACGACUCUCGCAGACGUGCGUCCCGCAUUACUAUGGGAAUGCUGCUGUUUAUGCUCUCACAGUGCUUCGUCUGGUAUCCCAUUCCCCUUGUUGUGCAUGCAGAAGAUCGGCGGCUUCCACUUUCGCAGCACGCGUGGGACAACAACAGUAACUACUACCCACUCUCGUACACUGUCCAGUGCGUAUGUGGCCUGUACGUGAGUCAGAUCAGCUUCGCACUGGACUGCCUGUUUGCGUCCAUCUUGAUCCUCGUAGUUGCUCAGCUGAAGAUCCUCGGAGAACGUAUUUUGAAGUUGAAGCAGGAAGUGAUUCCAGUAGAGGCAAACGAAAAUCCUCGUCGGUGGGAUCAGAUACCGACAGACAAACAUUAUGACGGAAUGUACAGAAGAUUGUGCGUUUGCAUCGACAGCCACCAAAAGAUUCUCAGGUUCGUCACGCGUGUACAAGACGCCAUGAGCCCCAUAGCAAUGACGCAGUUUGCUAGCAGUGUUGUCAUCGCAUGUAUGGGGCUAUUUCAAGCGACAUACGGAGAGGACAUGAGUGUCGCACUGAAGUGCGCUUCUUACCUUCCCAUUCCAGGAGGGCAGGUGUACCUCUAUUGUUGGGCAGCUCACAGCGUAUCUGAAGAAGCAGCGUCGGUUUCCACGGCGGCUUACAGCUGCUCCUGGGUGGAGUGCAGCGCGAGAUUCAAGCACGCUCUGAGAAUCCUCAUCGUCCGCGCACAGAAACCGCUGGUUCUCACCGCUGGACACCUCUACCCCAUCAACAGGGGUGCCUUUCUGUCGGGUCUUGAGAAAAGUGAAAUUGUGACACCAGCACACCACGCCAGGGCUGCAGUACAGCUGACAUAG